Molecule: messenger RNA, 573 nt
Organism: Vicia villosa (hairy vetch)
Lineage: Eukaryota; Viridiplantae; Streptophyta; Magnoliopsida; Fabales; Fabaceae
Exons: 2
Coding region: 1-573 (190 amino acids)
Source: RefSeq, a predicted model, not a curated record
AUGUCUCAAAGUACUCCUUCAAAGCAAUCGUCUCCCUCCUCUGAAAAAGCAUCGGAGUCUAGGGCACCAAAUGUGGUGACUGAUCAAGAUGUUGUGUUGAAUGUCGCACCAUUGAACACUGUUCCUCCUUCCGAUUCUACUCGCAGUCAACCAAGAAAGAUGCAUGCAAGAAAAUCAACCGGAGGAUCUGUUCCAGAAACUUUUUCUGUCCAGGGUAGAGAGGGAUCUUCCUAUGUUCAUAAUGCAAUUGCAAAUAUUGUCACCAGAAUCUUGAAUGAAGGGCACAAGGUUGAAGGAAUAUCUGUUCCUCUAGCCCAAAUGCCUGCUUCCGAUGAUGAUCAAGGUGAGCAAGAUGAUGCCAGCAAAGAUCAGGAUAAAAAUGAUGAGACAUCUGCUGAUAAAAAUGAUGAGACUCCUGUUGCUAAAGAUGUUGAGACAUCUGUUAAUAAUGACGAGACCCUUGUUGCCAAAGAUGUUGAGGAUGAUGAGGAUGCUGAUGCCCAGACUGGUAGCUCCAGUGAUGUGGAGAUGAGUGAGGAGGAUGAUGAAGAUACUGCUGGCUCUGAGGAUUAA